GUCUCCCCCUCCACAAUAGAAAAACAAAACAAAAAUCUGAAGCUGAAUUGUGUCAGCAAUGGCGAUCGCAGCUGUGGUAGUUCUGCCAUUAGGUCUACUCUUCCUUCUAUCUGGCCUCAUUGUCAACUCCAUUCAGGCACUUCUCCUUGUCCUUGUUCGCCCUAUCUCAAAGAACACUUACAGAAGGAUCAACAAAGAAGUCACAGAACUACUGUGGUUGGAGGUCAUUUGGCUUUUCGAUUGGUGGGCAAACAUCAAGGUUGAGCUAUACACAGAUCUUGAAACUUUUGAAUUAAUGGGUAAAGAACAUGCGCUUCUCAUUUGUAACCACAAAAGUGACAUUGACUGGCUUGUUGGAUGGGUCUUAGCUCAGCGUGCAGGUUGCCUUGGCAGCGCCCUAGCUAUAAUAAAGAAAUCAGCAUUAUUUCUACCUGUUUUAGGUUGGUCAAUGUGGUUUUCUGGUUUUCUAUUUUUAGAGAGAACUUGGGCCAAAGAUGAGAACACACUGAAGUCAGGAUUCGAAGGGUUAAGUGAUUACCCCCGGCCUUUUUGGUUGGCUCUUUUUGUUGAAGGAACUCGCUUUACGAUGGAAAAGCUUUUAGCGGCCCAAGAAUAUGCAGCUUCAGCAGGUUUUCCUGUUCCGAGGAAUGUUCUGAUUCCCCGCACCAAGGGUUUUGUUGCAGCAGUAACUCAUUUGCGCUCAUUUGUUCCAGUAAUAUAUAACAUUACACUGGCUAUCCCAAAAAAUGAGCCUCGGCCUACAUUGUUAAGACUCAUCAGGGGACGUUCCUCUGUGGUACAUCUGCACAUUGAGCGGCAUCUAAUGCAAGAAUUGCCAGUAUCAGAUAGUGACAUUGCGCAAUGGUGCAAAGAUAUAUUUGUGGCAAAGGAUGCUUUACUGGAGCAUCAUCUUGCUAAGGACACGUUUGGUAACAAACAAUGCAUAAACAUCGGUAGACCGAAGAAAUCUUUGUUGGUGGUACUCUUGUGGUCAUGUUUCCUCAUUUUUGGAUGUGUCAAAAUUUUCCAAUGGUGCACUUUCUCAUGGGGAGAAAUUGCAUUUUGUGCUGUUUUCUUGGCUUUGAUUAUGAUCCUUAUGCAAAUACUCAUUGUGUUUUCCCAAUCAGAACAUUCAACCCCUCCUAAGAUAUCACAGCCGGACCCAUUGAAGGACGUGCUGCUUCAAAAAUGAGCUGAUGUAAAGUCAAUUAAGGUUCAAUACGAAGAAAACUCCUCUUAGAGCCGUUUGCCAGUCGACAAGUUCAAGACGAGUCAGAUUAAAUAUUUGCAAUGUUGCUAUACCGGGGCAAAAUUACUUCAAAACUUGCUUCCUACUUGUAGUUUGUUGCAUCAUUUCUUAUUUAUUCUUUUUUUGUUUUACCUUAACUAAAAACAACAGGCAAUAUAAAUCUCAGAGAGAAGUAUAGUAUGUAUCUCUAUUAAUAUGACUACCUAUGGAUCGCAUAGUAAAAAUAUGGAGAAGAACCGUUAUUAUGACCGUCUUGCCCCAUUUGAUUAGUGGGGUGAAACUUGAUAUGGAUGUUGUAUUUCUCAUCCUUAUUGCCAAUUAUAGAUUGAUCGUCUAAAUGGGAAUCUCAAUACUUGCUUCGAA
Olea europaea var. sylvestris is the source of this 1612-nucleotide messenger RNA. Its product is annotated as 1-acyl-sn-glycerol-3-phosphate acyltransferase 2-like. Gene Ontology annotation, cellular component: endomembrane system. NCBI's taxonomy places the organism in Eukaryota, Viridiplantae, Streptophyta, Magnoliopsida, Lamiales, Oleaceae. Gene Ontology annotation, molecular function: 1-acylglycerol-3-phosphate O-acyltransferase activity. Bases 59 to 1192 code for a protein of 377 amino acids. The transcript is spliced from 12 exons. The record is from RefSeq and is a predicted model, not a curated record.